AUGCUGACCAAAUUCUUGAAUUUACUGAGGACAUGCUCUUGGAGAAAUGGAGCUGCAGUCGUCACGUCAGCACGCACAUAUGCUGAUUUCGCUCGCCAGGCCACCUUUGAAAUAAAGAGAUGUGACGUCCACCAGCUGGACGAGGCCCCGGCCACGCAGGUGGUUCUGACUCGUGAAGACGGCCUGCACUUCUACCGAACCAUGGAGCUCAUCAGGUGCAUGGAGGCAAAGGUUGAACAGCUCUAUGACCAGAAACUCGUCAGAGGUGGCUGCCACUUGUGCUCUGGCCAGGAAGCUUGUGUAGUUGGUACUGAAGCAGCAGUUAACUUGACCGACCACCUGAUCACCGCCUACCGUGCCCACGGCUUCACCUACACCAGGGGCGGGACUGUGAAAGAAAUCAUGGCCGAGCUCACCGGCCGGAGAGGAGGUAUAGCAAAGGGCAAGGGAGGCUCCAUGCACAUGUACACCAAACACUUCUACGGGGGAAACGGGAUUGUUGGAGCUCAGGUCCCUCUGGGUGCUGGUGUGGCUCUGGCCUGCAAGUACCAGGACAAGAACGAGCUGUGUGUGUGUCUUUAUGGUGACGGUGCAGCCAACCAGGGUCAGGUCUUUGAGACCUUCAACAUGGCAGCUCUUUGGAAGUUGCCUGUCAUCUUCAUCUGUGAGAACAACAAGUACGGCAAAGGCACGGAGGCAAAGCGAGCGGCAGCCAGCACAGACUUCUACAAGAGAGGAGACUUCAUCCCCGGUCUCAGGGUGGACGGGAUGGACGUCCUGUGUGUCAGGGAGGCCACCAGGUUUGCGGCUGAUUACUGCCGAUCAGGGAAGGGUCCCAUCAUUCUGGAGCUUCUGACCUGCCUUUACCAAGGACACUUCAUGGGUGCCCCUGCAAUGAGCUCGAGCAGACGUGAGGAAAUUGAGCGGAUUCAGCGUAACAGUGACCCUGUCGCCACGCUCAAGGACCGGAUGCUCAGCAACAACCUGGCCAAUUUGGAGGAGUUCAAGCACAUUGAUGCGGAACUGAGGAAGGAGGUUGAAGAUGCUGCCCAGUUUGCCGUUACAGACGCUGAGGCCCCUCUGGACGACCUGUGCAACCAUAUCUUCUGUAAUGACCCCCCCCUGGAGGUGCGCGGCACGACGCCCUGGGCCAAGCUGAAGUCUUUUAGCUGAAGUUCAUUCAUCCCCUCUGUCCAUCAU
This is a messenger RNA of Myripristis murdjan (pinecone soldierfish), 1200 nucleotides long. RefSeq names its product pyruvate dehydrogenase E1 component subunit alpha, mitochondrial-like. Gene Ontology annotation, molecular function: pyruvate dehydrogenase (acetyl-transferring) activity. Gene Ontology annotation, cellular component: intracellular membrane-bounded organelle. Gene Ontology annotation, biological process: pyruvate decarboxylation to acetyl-CoA. The record is from RefSeq and is a predicted model, not a curated record. Lineage: Eukaryota; Metazoa; Chordata; Actinopteri; Holocentriformes; Holocentridae. The coding region runs from base 1 to 1173 and encodes 390 amino acids. The transcript has 11 exons.